GCAAAGCUAUGGAACUCGAUCGUUUCCGUACUUUCGGUCUUUAGUUCGUGGGCAAUAUGGGUAUCAGUCGUGAUCAUUGGCAUAAACGACGUGCCACUGGAGGCAAAAGGAAACCUAUCCGCAAGAAGAGGAAGUAUGAGUUAGGUCGCCCAGCAGCUAAUACGAAGUUAGGACCACAACGUAUCCACCUUGUUAGGACCCGUGGUGGCAAUGUAAAACAUCGUGCAUUGCGUUUGGACACAGGAAACUUCUCUUGGGGAUCUGAAUGUGCAACUCGUAAAGCUCGUAUUAUUGAUGUUGUAUACAAUGCAUCCAACAAUGAAUUGGUCCGUACCAAGACUCUUGUAAAGAAUGCUAUUGUUGUUAUUGAUGCCACACCUUUCAGACAAUGGUAUGAAAGUCAUUAUGUAUUACCUUUGGGACGCAAGCGAGGUACUAAGCUCACACCUGAAGAAGAAGCAGUUAUGAAUAAAAAACGCAGUAAGAAGGUGGCUAAAAAAUAUGCAACAAGACAACGUGUUGCUAAAGUUGAGCAAGCUCUGGAAGAACAGUUUGCUACUGGUCGUCUAUUAGCUGCUGUUUCCUCUCGUCCUGGACAAUGUGGACGUGCAGAUGGUUAUAUCUUAGAAGGAAAAGAAUUGGAAUUCUACAUGAGGAAGAUCAAGUCUAAAAAGGCGAAGUGAUUAUAUUAAUAUAAUGUGUAAAAAAAAUUGGGAUGAAUAAAAUAAUUCCAGACAA
Messenger RNA from Ctenocephalides felis (cat flea), 738 nucleotides. Its product is annotated as 40S ribosomal protein S8. Gene Ontology annotation, cellular component: ribosome; cytosolic small ribosomal subunit. Bases 57 to 683 code for a protein of 208 amino acids. Gene Ontology annotation, molecular function: structural constituent of ribosome. Lineage: Eukaryota; Metazoa; Arthropoda; Insecta; Siphonaptera; Pulicidae. Gene Ontology annotation, biological process: translation; maturation of SSU-rRNA from tricistronic rRNA transcript (SSU-rRNA, 5.8S rRNA, LSU-rRNA). The record is from RefSeq and is a predicted model, not a curated record. The transcript has 6 exons.